AUGUUGUCUGAUAAGAGCGCCUCCUUUUACCGUAAGAACAGUCCUUCCAAGGAUCGUGGCAGUGCUAUUGUAAUUCCCAAUAUUCCCAAGGUUACAGAUGAACGGGCACGUAUGAAAUUACUAUCUGAUUAUGAUAGAUACGAACAGGAACUCUUUAAACACCAUAUUGGAACACCAGAUACCACAUGUACAAUAGGUCUUAAACUCGUUCCUUCCAAUUUUGAUAGACGCUUGCCAUCACAGAAUGACCCUACAAAUGCAGAGACGGAGUUAGAAGCACGUAGACGACUCAAACGAAUGGAGAAGAGAGCUUCUAGAGGUUCCUUCGCCGCACUAUCAUCAUCCAGGACGGACGUUCCUGCCGCGAGACGUCCAGUCGCGGAUGCCCAAAUGUCAGUCUCCACCGCAACCGGAACAGGAAUCACUAGUGCAUCUCAAACGCCAAACCCGCGGGUAUCAACACAACCAGCUGUAGGUGUUCCUAUCCCAGAACACGUUCUUCCACCCACUUCUCGCUCAAAUAAGUCUGCACGUGGAGGAGGAGAGGGAAGAGGCUCCGUGACGUUGUCUACAGCUCAACCCACACAAGGGGCAAGUCCAGCAGUGGAAGGAAAGGCACAGGAUAGUCCACUCAGUUCAACGUUUCCUAAAGGAACUCCACAACGAUCCAAGACACAGAGGUUAACGGCAACAGUAACACCACCAGAACCAGAACCACAACCACAACCACCACAGAAGCAUCAGCAGAAACAACCGCAAAAACAACAACAACCGCAGAAACAACAACAACAACGUCAACAAAAUAGAGUUGAGGAACAUACUCCAGUAAAGAAGGAAACUAAGACGGUAGGAACUGUACCUCGACCUCCAGUACAGUUUCUUAAAAGGGAUCUCUCAUUAAAAUCUCCAGAUGCAAUGUUUGCAGCAAAAAAUGACUCUGCAUUAACUGCAGAACGCUGUGGUGAAUUACUCCGAGUUUUAAUUAAUACUCCACCUGAAUUCUGUGAGUCCUUUCAUCUUGAUUUGCGCCAUAUUGAUUUGGGGUGGAUGCGAGGUUCACGUUACCCAAGUUCUCUUGUGACACUGCAUACAUGGCGUUCCAGUGCCGCUUCCGAUGGAAUUGGUCCUGGUUCUAGUAAUAGUGGAGGUAUACUACCUCUUAAUUCCCCACGUUCUGUUCUUGUUCUCUUAGGUAAUGGAGUUGUGAUGAAUGAUUUAAUUCCACAAGAAAUCCAUGAUGAUGAUCCAUUAUUACCAAAAGACCCAGAAACACGUAAUUAUGUGAAACGAAUGCGUUUGGAGUGUCAUGCUCGUGCUCGAGAAAAUUUACUUCAAAGUUUACGUAGUGAUUACGCUGUACUUUGCCGUAGAGUUAAUUUACCAGAUAUCUUGAAGGCUUACCAAGAAGACAAAAGGCGAGAAAUCACGGUGGAACUUCCCUCAACUAUUAAAGAAGGUCAUGAAAGACGAAAACGCAUCUUAGAAACUGAAAGGAAAAGGAUGGAAAAACAAUUAGCUUUUACAAAAGAUGUUCAUUAUCGUCAACUAAUAGCUGAACAGCGACAACGUCAGUUGGAAGAAGAUGCAAAAGCAAGAAUUGAGCAAAAAAGACAAGAAGAACAAAUAGCACAUCAACGGGCUGUAGAACGUCUCGCAGCACAGAAACAGAAGGCGGCAGAGGCAGAAGCACAAUACCAAAGAGAUUUACAAGAACGACUACAACGGGCUGAAGAAAAGAACGCCAGACGUAUUGAAGCUCAACAACGAUUAUAUGAACGCCGUCGUGAAGAACGACAGAAGUUAGCAGAAGAGCGUCAGUUACGGUUUGAGCGCCGAGUGGAGGUACAAGAGCAACAAAAACUACAAGCCCAACAUAAACGUGAAGAAAAGGAAGAAAAGAUAAGAGUCAUGCGAGAGGAACAAGAGCGUAAACGACAGGAAAUGCAUGAAAAGUUGGUAGAAAAGGCCGCUAAAUCAAUGGAACUGCGGGAGUCGGUUCGUCAACGGGCAGCGAUGCAGGAAGAACGGGUCCGGCAGGCGGCGAUGGAGCAGCAACGCAAAGUGGAAGAACGACUGUUGCGAUUCCAACAAAGCCACGAAGCGGCACGGGCCGAACGUCUUCGACAGGAAGAGGAAAAACGAGAACGUCUCAAGGAGGCUUAUCAAGCGGCGGCGAAUAAACUCGCGGCGGUGAGAGAGGAAAUCCUUGAAAAGGACGCACAACAUGAGAAGAACUUUAAUGAACUACAACAUCAGAGACAAGUGGAGUCUCUGACAAAGCGGGAACAUGAACGGGAAGUGAUGGAGGCAAAGGCUUUUGCAGUACUCCGUAGUAAACGGAUGACGGAGUUUGAGAAACUUGAGACAGUAUUACAACUUCUUAAAAAACGUGAAGUGGCAAUGCAUUUGGAUAAACAACGUGAGUUGCUUUUAGAGGAAACACGCAAGAGUCAUGCUACUUUACUCUCAGAAAGAAAUGCCCUUAAGCAAGAGAUAAAACGUCAGAAGGAACUCACAGGGUGA
This is a messenger RNA of Trypanosoma theileri, 2523 nucleotides long. RefSeq lists its product as uncharacterized. The transcript has a single exon. Lineage: Eukaryota; Euglenozoa; Kinetoplastea; Trypanosomatida; Trypanosomatidae. Gene Ontology annotation, molecular function: protein binding. Bases 1 to 2523 code for a protein of 840 amino acids. The record is from RefSeq and is a predicted model, not a curated record.